This is a messenger RNA of Filobasidium floriforme, 3657 nucleotides long. RefSeq lists its product as uncharacterized. Bases 1 to 3657 code for a protein of 1218 amino acids. The transcript is spliced from 7 exons. The record is from RefSeq and is a predicted model, not a curated record. NCBI's taxonomy places the organism in Eukaryota, Fungi, Basidiomycota, Tremellomycetes, Filobasidiales, Filobasidiaceae.
AUGGAUGAAGCGGGAAGAGGAUCACAAACGCGAUUGGCAAGACGAGAUGUCCCGGUUCGAUACGUCGAGCUCAUACAAGAGUUUUCGCCGGGUUAUAUCAUCCUCAGCUAUGUGAUCGCUGUUGUAGGGAGCUUGUGUACGCUGGAGCUCUUGCUUAGAAGGACCUCAAACCGCGGGACAUACAACGUCCUCCUCCUAGUAGCCGCUGGGAUCUGUUUCGGUUCCGUCUCGACCUUUUCCAUGCACUUUAUCGGCAACAACUCUCUUGUCCUGCACCACCCUCUGGAGAAAGAACGUGGUUACCCUUCCUUGACGCUGGCUUAUGCGGCAGGAUGGACGGUACUGAGUUUGGUGGUUAGUUGUACGUGCAUGAUAGGAGCUUUCUUCGUCAUGGGCUUGGAAGUCGGGUGGGAGAGAGCAGAGAGGCGGAAGAGGAAAUGGGAAGAGACGAAAGCCGAGGACAAGAACGAUAGAGUGGAUGAGGAGAGCCGACAGAAUCAGGAAGAGGAAGAAUGGGACCACAAGGGUCUGCAAAAGGAAGAUCUUGCACCUGUGCAUGUGAGACCUCCGCCCUCGGAUCCGGUCGCUUCCGGGUACGACAACGAGAUUCUCGACGAUGAUAUCGUUCCUGCCAGUAUCAACCGGAUGGACAGGUCUCCGUACGAUACGGGCAGGUCGUCAAGAGAGCCACCGAGGAAACUCUCAGGGCGAGAGGCGGAAGAAGGGGUCAUCCCCGUCCCCGUUUCCACGUCCAAUCGGUACGCGAGAAGAGGCUCUGUACCGAAUAUCAAGCUUCGAGACAGAGCGCCUUAUUCGCCCCUUUCGGUGGAUUCCACGGCACCACUGUUCUCGCCUACCUUUACCUUUCCCGGGCCUGGAUCUACGUUGGCUUCGGAGAGGACGACGCCGCUGACAGGGUCGACGACGACUAGUCUAUACCCUCCUCCUUCGAUCUUGCAAGGUCGGAGAGCGUCCGUCCCGGUCAAUUCUCUAUUUCCGAGGGAAGCGUCGACACCGACUUACACGUUGGCUAGGAUACAGUCGUAUACCGAACCAGACGGCGAUGACCCUCUAGCGGGUCGAUCGAAUGAUUUGGGUGAUGAUGAAAAGCAGACAGCGGGAGGGCUCGCCAACAAGGAGGCAGGAAUGACAAGAGCGUUGUCGGCACUGAGUGAAGACGGACAUUCGCGACCCAGCAGUCGCAGGCGGCCAUCAAAGACUCGGAGCGAUAAAAGCGGUACCUGGCUGAACAAGUUCAAGCAUCUCUUGGGCUACGACGUGGUUACCAGGCAAGAGGUCAGGAAGAUCUUGGUCGCUGGGACGAUCUGCGGAUGGGGGAUCGCGGGAAUGCAUUAUCUCGGCCAAAAAUCGAUCGUCUCGAUCCCCUACACGAGCUAUACUAUCGGAAACGUAGUAGGCAGUGUCGUAGUCGCCUGCGCCGCGGUCAUCGUUGCCCUGUACAUCAUGUUCAUCGUCCUCCGUCCUAAACUCAAGCACGGAUGGUUCAUCAAGGUCGCUAUCGCGUGCAUAUUGGGAGCUGCUGUCUGUUGCAUGCAUUACAUCGCCAUGGGAGUUGAUCGUACGGUGAUAAGAAGGCUGAAUGAGAUGCUGCGGCGUUUCGCAGGUACCACCUACGCGCUGAUACAGGGCGUCAUCCCCCCGAAAAGCGCGUUCGGAGCUACCAAAAAGAUGAUCACCGGGAUUGUCGCAACACUGGCCAUCAUCGCCUGUCUCAGUAUCUUCACCUUCAGUGUGAUCGCACAUUUGCGGAACGUGGCUCAUCGUAAAGGCAGGCGAAGGGUUGUCAUCGCCGCCAUGAUCUAUGACGAGGAAGACCGCCUCUUGGUCUCGCCGGACGGCAUGCUACCCAUGUGUGAUAUCGCUUCGAUCGAUGUCGAUAGCAAGAGGCGCAGUAUGCAUCGGCACAAGGGCAACAAGGGCUGGGACGCUGAGAGCUCAUCCUCGAGUGUGCUCGAUAUCGAUCUGACCAGUUCCCACCCUGCCUUUAUCGCUGCGUUGCGCAGUACGUGGGCCUGGCGACAGCCUGGAGUGGUGCCGGCGAGACGACCGAGCGUCAGCUUGCCUAGUGAUACUUCGAACGGCUCGGCCUCAUAUCAAGACUCCAUGACUCAAGCGGAUCGUUCUACAUCAGACGCCUCCAAGAAUGGCAGGCGUAUUUCGACGUUAUCUCUGGCCGACUCGGCUGUUUACCCAGGCACUCUCGAUGGCCGGGCCCCCAUGACCCUCAACGUUGGCAAGUUCAUGGAGAGAUUUUCCGUAGCCGUCGGACAGCUGGCUAGCGUGAUCACCGGAAACGAACAAGGUGUGAGGCGAUUAGGGGUCUUGUAUGACCGUAUUCUGACCACGGGCCAUGUCUCCAUUGGAGGUGAUCGCAGUCAGGGGACAACUGUUUCGAAAGGACAACUUAUAUUCCUGGUGCGACGCGUCACCACCGGUCACGAAAAGAGUCAACUUCUGGCGAGGAACUUCCUCUUCGCAGAGCCCUAUGCGGUAGCAUCCGUCAUGUCAAGAACAUUGGCGGUACCGGUGGAAAACUUUCUCGACGUCAUCGAUGAUCAGCGCGACUUUUGCGACAAGGGCAUGUCUCAAGACAUUCGCCCGGGAAGACUGUAUGCGUCGGCCUGCAUCAUACAGCCGACUACUUUCGAAGGUAUACGCGUCUGCGUCGAUCCACAGAGGCGACAUGAGCUCCCGCACGAAGAGAUCUGUCCGUUGUCGGCCGUACCAACAGCCAUUCGUACUCAAGACACGAAUCAGAGCGACGCUAUGAUUACCGGAACCAUCGAGGAGAUUGGCGAUGCACUCACAUGCCUCGAGGGCCAAACUCUGUUCGAAAUGCUGGCACCUCGCAAUGAGCUCUUGUUAGCGGCCGACUCGUUGCCAGAGGAUCCAUCCGUCGUACGGCUUCGCAAGAUCUUGGUUGAAACGGUGAUCCCGAUGCUCGAUGGUAUACUCACGGCCAAAGCGAUGACCGAGGUCUUGCCCCGGCUGAAACUGCUGCCCUCGGUCAUACCCCUGACGCCCCCCCUGAUCUCACCCAUCUUUAAAGCUCACGGCCUGUCUCGAGCACCCGAGGUGACAAUGGCAACGUCAAUGGCAUGGACGAUCAUGUUCAAAGCCGUACUUCCGGUCGACGCUGAUCACAGUGGCUUGGAGUGGGAAUCAUGGGCUCUGUUCCGCGCGCAACAAGAGUGUAUCCUGCGAGAUGGCCGUCAAGGCCAGGCUGCCGCUCGCAACGCUCUCGCCCACGCCACGGCGGGGUCUUCGGUACACAACCCGGCUCGUCGUCCCUCCAAGAUCCAGUGGUCGACAUCGUUCACGGGUGAAGAUACCUUUGGGAGCGCGAGCGCAAGACGUUCUUCUGUCGAUCCUGAUACGAGCCUUGGUCUCGACGAUCGACCGCCCAUCUAUGACAGCUCGGCCCAGGGCAGAACAAACCCGAACCUGUCCAUUACGGUUCAUCGAAGGAGCUCGAUGGCACCAUCAAGCACUGACGGACCCUUGACGUUCGAUGAAAACGAUCAACAGCAAGAGGUAGCUCCGGGGGUCGGUACAUGGCACGCAGACUGGUUGACCAGGAUUCUCCGGCAAGAUCUACAUCAGCGGCCAUCGGAGUAUGACUCGGAACGGUACUGA